AUGGGGGAGGAGAGGAUGACGGCGAAGCCCGAGGCCGUCGAGCUGCCAGGAUUUGUGAUGAGCGCCGACGAGGCGGAGCGCGCGGCCGCGGCGGCCGGCGUGGAGACGGUGGAGGACCUGCUGCCCCUGCUGAUCCCUUCCGCGAUGCGGCGCGCGCGCCCCCCGAUCUCGCGGUUCCCCGUGGGCGCCGUCGGGCUGGGCGAGAGCGGGCGCGUCUACGCCGGCGUGAACCUCGAGUUCGUCGGCGCCCCUCUCUCCCAGGCGGUCCACGCCGAGCAGUUCCUCAUCGCCAACGCCGCUGCCGCCGGGGAGCCCGCGCUCCGCGCCAUCGCCGUCUCCCACAUGCCCUGCGGCCACUGCCGGCAGUUCCUCCAGGAGAUCCGCGGCGCCGCCGGGAUCCGCAUCCUGGUGACCUCCGACGCCGCCGACGGCUGCGCGGCCGAGUGGCGCUCGCUGGCGUCGCUCCUGCCCCGCCCCUUCGGCCCCCACGACCUCCUCCCCAAGGACGCCCCCCUCGUCCUCGAGCCGCACGACAACCGUCUCGGCGAUCCCGUUGACGCCGCCGCCAAUGGCUUCGCCGCCGGCGACCUGGAGGGGCGCCUGAAGGAUGCCGCGGAGGCGGCGGCGCGCGCGGCGCACGCGCCGUACAGCGGGUGCCCGUCGGGGUUCGCGGUGGCGGACGGUGAAGGGAAGGUGUACGCCGGGGGCUGCCUGGAGUCCGCGGCGUACAACCCGACGCUGGGCCCCGUGCAGACGGCCAUCAUUGCGAUGAUUGCCGCCUCCGGCGGCUCCGCCGGCGAUGUGGUGGCGGCAGCGCUGGUAGAGAAGGAGGGGGCGGUGGCGGCGCAGGAGGCGACGGCCAGGGUCUUCCUGGCCGCUGUGGCGCCGCAGGCGAGCUUCCACGUGUACAAGUACAGGUCGUCCGAUGUGUGA
Messenger RNA from Triticum turgidum subsp. durum (durum wheat), 933 nucleotides. NCBI's taxonomy places the organism in Eukaryota, Viridiplantae, Streptophyta, Magnoliopsida, Poales, Poaceae. The record is from the annotation of a GenBank genome assembly.